UCUGCGGCUCAGGAGACUCUGUGUCGGGCCAUGAUGUCCAAACUUCAGGCGGUGAAGGAGCUGGUGGCCGAGAGACUGGAGGAAGCUGCGGAGGAGAUACUGAGCUCUGUGGAGGAGGAGAAGAAGAAGAAGAAGCUGACAGCAGAUAUGUCUCCUGAGCAGCAGAGGGCAGCUGUACACAAGCGUCUGAUGGCGAUUGCUGACGAGAUCUUUAGGAUUCUGGAGAAAAUGAUGAGAGAAUACGAGGAAGAAGUCUCCAGUUCACACGAGGAGAUCGAACGUAAACGCCAACCGCUGAACAGACUGCAUCUCUCUACGUCGAACUCUGAAAAGGACACUUCCUCUGAGCAGAGCAGGAGCUCCAGUCGGGUCCAGGAAACAUCAGAUCUUCAGAUUAAAGACGCUUCUACGGAGACGGACUGUGAGUUGAUCCACGGUAAAUCCUCACAUCUCCACCAAACACAAAGAGCAGAAAAGUGCACCUCAACUAUGAUGGAAACAGAGAUGCUGCCACCUUACGACCACGAGGGUCUCUCAUCACACAAUUCAGAAUGUUCGAGUGAAGAUAAUGAUAGUAAGAUAAACGAAAACCAUCUAAAAGCAAACAAAAGAAAAACAUUUCAGAGACAAAGUCAGGCAGAAGAUUGCUGCGAAAUGUGUGGAAGGUCUUUCCUCAAAAGUGUCGCUGGGAAGAAAAUAAAAAAACAGGAAAGGAACAUUUCCUCAACAAACAAGAUCCAAACUACAGGACAGAGCUGUUGCAGAGUUUGCGGCAAGUUUUUCCGCUACAAACGUUCUUUUCUGAAACACGUUCUUGCGCACGAACAUAGCUCAGAUCUGUGUGGAGCCUGCGGGAAACAUCUGGACUCUGACGAGAGCUUGAAGGUGCAUUUACAAACCCACAACGAAGAACACAGCUGCAGGGAUCAGACGGAGGACAAGCAGUCCGAGGAGGAGUGCUCCGACGCCGAGAGUCAAGUGGGUGAGAGUGAUGAGGAGUGGAAGGACAGCGAGGGAAGUGAUGGCGAAGACGGAGCCAGCAAGAAAGAUGAGACCAAAGACGGACCCUGUUUACGAAACUCAAAAACAAAAGGAUCAAACAAACAUAAAGGACAUAAAAAUAAGGAGUACAAGGAUUUAUCGCAUCUGAAGUACCGCUGCAAAGUCUGUGGCAAGUAUUUCUGCUACAGAGCGUCUUUUCUGAAGCACGUUCAAGAAGACGAGGGCGAUACAGAUCUCUGCGGAGUGUGCGGGCAACGCUUCGAGUCCGAGGACGGCUUGAGGCUUCACUUGCAAACGUACGUCCGAACGAACGACUGCGAGGUCUGCGGCAAACACUUUGACAGCCACAAACAACUGGAGAUGCACAUGAGGACGCACACGGGGGAGAAACCGUACGUCUGCACCGUCUGCGGCAAAGCGUUCGCUCAGAACGGGAACCUGAUGGGGCACAUGAGAGCCCACACGGGGGAGAAACCGUACGUCUGCAGCGUGUGCAGUCAGAGCUUCAGCUUCAAGGAGUACAUGACGGCUCACAUGAGGAUCCACACGGGGGAGAAACCGUUCCUCUGCAGCGUCUGCGGGAAAGGAUUCAGACAGAGGGGGACGCUGAAGACUCACAUGAUGAUCCACACGGGGGAGUCCACGCACCGGUGCAGCGUCUGUGACAAGAAGUUCUACAAGAGCGGGGCGCUGAAGAUCCACAUGAGGUCCCACACGGGGGAGAAACCCUACCUGUGCAACGUCUGCGGGAAGAGCUUCACGGCGAGCGGCUCGCUGACCAAACACAUGGGCGUCCACGAGGGGGAGCGAACGCACGACUGCAGCGUCUGCGGAAAAGGAUUCGUGAGGAAGGAGGAUCUGAAAAGACACGUUCAGGCUCACGAGGAAGAACCCACUCAGCUAACAAGUCUUUAACGUCUUUAAAGGGAAUAGUUCAACAUUUUUGGCAAAAUUCGCAAAAUUUACUUUCAUUCUAAUAGAACAAUAAGCCGAUGACAGACAAUUAUUUGGCAACUAUUUUGCUGAAUGCUUUAUUUUUUAAGUCAAUUAUCAAGCCAAAACACCAAACAUUGCCUUGUUCCAGCAUUUCAGUGUGAGGAUAUGCUGGAAAGUUUCUGUAAUAGCAAAAAGAUAAUUUGGGGGUUUUGCACUUGAUCAAACAGAACUGGGCUUUAGGAGAUUUGCAUUUUUCACUAUUUUCUUACAUUUGUUAUCGUACGUUUUUGGUACGUUGUUCUUUGGGCACUCUGCAUUGUGAAUAUAUGAUGUAGUGAAAAUGGUUAAAUAGUUGCAAAAAAAAGUGAGCUAUGUUAAACUUUAAUUAAAAAAAAAUAACAAAACUACUUUGAGGGAAUCAGUUGCGAAAACUGACCUUUCUUGUUUCAGCAGAUUUGGUUUUUAGUUUUUUAUAAAGAAACCGUCAGUGGUAACUAAUCAAUCGGCAAGAUAUUCAUUAAUUUAAAUAAAAACAUCCAGAAUGGUUUGUUGUGUAAAUCAUCAGUCUGAUGAUGAUCACCACUGUUUAUAAUAUGAAAUAUUACUAUAUAAUAUAUUAUUUCUUUGAUAGAUAAAACUGAAAAACCAUAUGCAUGUGUCUUAGUCUGAUCACUUAACAAAAUUAUUUGACAAGAUUGUUUUUUUUUAAUGUAUUUAUUAAUUGAGAGAUGUUACACAACUUUUAAAUAUCUUCUCAAUUUAAUUGUAAUUAUUUUAAAAAUUGUCUUUUAUUCACAAAGUCGCAUAGAACGUUGCAACAGUAAACUGUUUAAAAUCAGUAAAUGCAGGAAAUGUGUCCGAAUGUUAUCUUUGUUAUGAAGAUGCAGUCUCAGAAUGCCUCAAUUUAUAAAAAAAUGUAUAAAACCAAAGUAUAUGUCAUUGUAUCAUUAUUUUUAUUGACAUCUGAGCCAUUAUUUCUUUGUUAAUGAUUUU
This is a messenger RNA of Anoplopoma fimbria (sablefish), 2931 nucleotides long. Its product is annotated as zinc finger protein ZFP2-like. The record is from RefSeq and is a predicted model, not a curated record. The coding region runs from base 31 to 1917 and encodes 628 amino acids. Lineage: Eukaryota; Metazoa; Chordata; Actinopteri; Perciformes; Anoplopomatidae. The transcript has 2 exons.